This is a messenger RNA of Nymphalis io (European peacock), 873 nucleotides long. RefSeq names its product protein GrpE-like. The transcript has 3 exons. The coding region runs from base 1 to 873 and encodes 290 amino acids. The record is from RefSeq and is a predicted model, not a curated record. NCBI's taxonomy places the organism in Eukaryota, Metazoa, Arthropoda, Insecta, Lepidoptera, Nymphalidae.
AUGAAUAAGAACACUGAGAAUUUGAAAAAUAAUACUGAUACUAAUAAAACAGAAACAAAUUCGCCUGAUGAUAAAAAUGUGCUAGAAGAUAAAAAUGUACCAGAAUAUAAAAAAGUACAAGAAGACAGAAAUGUGUCAGAAGUUAAAAAUUUAUCAGAAGACAACAAUGUACAAGACGACAAAAAUUUGCUAAAAGAUAAAAAAAUACAAGGUGACAAAAAUGUGCCAGAAGAUAAACAUGAACCAGCAGUUAAAAAACCACAAGAAGACUUAAAUCUGCUAGAAGUUAAAAAUGUACCAGAAGAUAAAAAAGUACAAGAAGACAGAUAUGGGCUAGAAGUUAAAAAUUUACCAGAAGACAAAAAAGUACAAAACGAAAAAAACGUGCUAGAAGAUAAAAAUGUACCAGAAGAUAAAAAAGUGCAAGAAGAUAAAAAAGUACAAGAAGACAGAUAUGGGCUAGAAGUUAAAAAUUCACCUGAAGACAAAAAAGUACAAAACGAAAAAAACGUGCUAGAAGAUAAAAAUGUACCAGAAGAUAAAAAUGUACCAGAAGAUAAAAUAGUACAAGACGAUAAAAAUGUGCUAGAAGACAAAAAAGUACAAAAAGACAAAAAAGUACAAGAAGACAAAAAUGUGCUAGAAGACAAAAAUUUGGUAGAAGAUAAAAAGGUACCAGAAGAUAAAAAAUGGAUACAAGAUGACAAAAAUGUGCUAGAAGAAAAUAAAAUACCAGGAGAUAAAGGUGUGCCAGAAGAUAAACAUAUACCAGAAGACACAAAUGUACUUGAACAAGAAAUGGAAAAGAAUGAACCCAAACAGGAUAUUUCGCCUGAAACGUUAUACGCAGAAAAGACUUAUCCGACGGCUUAA